This is a messenger RNA of Nomia melanderi (Alkali bee), 1492 nucleotides long. Its product is annotated as cilia- and flagella-associated protein 300. Lineage: Eukaryota; Metazoa; Arthropoda; Insecta; Hymenoptera; Halictidae. The record is from RefSeq and is a predicted model, not a curated record.
AUUAUUUCUACUUUGAGAAUCUUCUGCCAUUGAGCUUUUUCAAUUCUUUCUUUGAAAUAAAAAGCUGACGUUGACGUUGGUUCGGCGCCAUGAUCUUUCAAUACUUUUGAAGUGUGGUAUGUGCGGGUGUUGCACUAUACAUGGAUAAGUAUGUACUAAAUGCACAGGACAAUGACGACGAUUAAAUGUAGAUACGUGUCCAUUUUCUUUAGUACACCCAAAAGAUUCAAACCUAAUGAUGUAAUUGUUGAAAAAUGGAAGUGGAACCGAAUUAUACAUUUGUGCCUCUUGCUCAAAAGAAUUAUGUAGAAAUGACUAAUAAAACAACGCAAAGUUUGCUUUCUAAAUGGGGAAUAAAUGGAAAUUUUAUUAUCCAACAUUUUUCAUUCAAUGAACCUUUUCAACAGUAUCACAAAUAUCAUUUAGCAGAUGCAUUCUUUAAAGAUAAUAUUGUUCGAAAAAACUUAUUAACAAUGCAAGGAAAUCAUUGGGUAAAACAAGGCAUAACACCAGCCACUGUAGAAAUUAAACCUGUGCCUUGUUCUGUUUUGAGUAUGUCUUUCUUUAAUAAAUUAAAAAAUCCAGAAAAUGGGAUAGUAUAUAAGUCAGGAGCUAUUCGUAAAAAAUAUGACAUGGAAAUUCAUAAUUUUCUAAUUUCUGAUCAUCUCAGAGGAAUGCUAUUAGAUGAAGAGUGUCCAGAAUAUAAUUUAUAUACAAAAGAUGAAAGAGAGGAAUUUAUAUUUCGUAUUUUUCAAAUGCUUGUUUUUGGAGGUAUAUUGUGUCAAUACGAAGAAACAUUAGAUCCAUAUUUAGAUGCUACCAAAGCUAUUUACAAAGAUUUAAUAAGAGUACAAAAACAAAGUGACACAGAUUUAACAGUCAGCACAUUAGUUCUAGAAGUAGUAGCCAAAGAUGGAAAUGGUCAAGCAUAUUUUCCAUGUAAUCCAUCUCACAUACAAAAUAUUGGAUUCCUAUUAGUUGAUAACAGGACUCGUGAAAUUACAACAUUUUUACAUCAAUUUGGAGAAUAUUGUUUAUCCAAGGAAAUAUAAAGUUGUCAGAAGAAUUAUAUACUAGACAACUGGUUAUUCAAUAAAAUGCAUAUAUUGUAUAAACAUUAAAAUACUUGAAUUAUAAUUCUCCUAUAAUAAGUAAUAAUUUGUGCAUUAUGUAUAUUAUACACACUAAUGUAAGAUUAAUGGUAUUUUUAAAAAAGAAGUUUUUGUUAUGAACAUUCUUACCUCGGUUGUACCACAAGUUUCACUCCAUCCUAUAUGUAUAUAUUUACAAAUGUAUUUUACAUUUAAUAUUUUAUCGAAAAUACUUAAUUAGCAGUUAAUAAUUUGGUUUACAUUUGAUUACAUUAAACUGUAGUAAUUAUGCUAUAUGUCUUAUUGCGAUUUGUUUCUCUUAUGGUUAAUAAGUGCGUAUAAUGCUAUAUUCCAUAGACUUGAUAAGUGUUAUAAUAAAUAUAUAAUUACUGAAAACUAAA